This is a messenger RNA of Malania oleifera, 1691 nucleotides long. RefSeq names its product probable inactive patatin-like protein 9. The coding region runs from base 352 to 1509 and encodes 385 amino acids. NCBI's taxonomy places the organism in Eukaryota, Viridiplantae, Streptophyta, Magnoliopsida, Santalales, Ximeniaceae. Gene Ontology annotation, biological process: lipid metabolic process. The transcript is spliced from 2 exons. The record is from RefSeq and is a predicted model, not a curated record.
AUCACCAAAGAAUCGCGUGUUUGCGCGCAUAUAUAAAUCCCUUCCUCCUCCCUACCUUCCCCUGCAUUCACUGGCACAGAGAGAGACAGGGAGAGUGUCUGUGUGUGUGUGUAUACGGUAGAGAGAGAGUGUGAGGGAGUGAGAGUAAGCAAUUUCUCUGCCAUCAAUGCUUCUCAGGAAGAAAGCGUGACGACCUAUCGCUUUUUCACGGAUCUUACAUCUGUGUGCAGAUUGCUGCUUAGCUGCUCUAUAGAUUCGUAAUUUGCUUCUCUGAACCCAGUGCUUGAACUCCGGUUUUUAGCUUUGUUUUUUGGUUUCUGAUAUAUACAUUGGCGUGCCUGGUGAUCGGGGAUGGAGCUCAGUCAGGUGACGCUUGAGAUCUUCUCUAAGCUGGAGCAGAAGUGGCUUUCUCACUGUGAAGGCCGAAAGACCAGGAUUCUUAGCAUUGACGGAGGUCGAACUACCGGCAUUGUCGCCGGUGCUGCGUUGAUUUGCUUGGAGGAUCAGAUCCGAGCGAAAACCGGGGAUUCUAACGCCCGAAUUGUUGAUUUUUUUGACGUUGUUGCCGGUACCGGGAUCGGCGCGUUACUUGCCGCAAUGGUGACGGCCGACGACGGCAACGGCAGGCCGAUUUUCACCGCGAGGGAGGCUGUGAGAUUCGUGGCGCAGAAGAACGCUGAGAUGUUCAAGUCAAAAAGUGCCGGAUUUCUCCGCCACCGGCCAAAGUUUUCCGGUAAGAAUAUGGAAAAGGUUUUGAAGGAGGCGUUGAGAAGAGAUGACGGAAAGGUAUUGACAUUGAAGGAUACGUGCAAACCUUUGCUUGUCCCUUGUUUUGAUCUGAACAGCUCUGCGCCGUUCGUUUUCUCCCGAGCAGACGCAUCCGAGUCACCGAGCUUCGACUUCGAGCUCUGGAAGGUGUGCCGCGCGACAUCGGCGACUCCAAGCCUCUUCAAACCAUUUCCGCUAACGUCCGUUGACGGAAAAACAUCCUGCCUGGCCGUCGACGGCGGCCUCGUCAUGAACAACCCGACCGCCGCCGCCGUCACUCACGUCCUCCACAACCGGCGCGAUUUCCCCUCUGUCACCGGUGUCGAAGACCUCUUAGUCCUGUCCUUAGGUAACGAUCCAUUAAGCGCUCAGUCUCGCCGGCGACUCCGUCGCAACGGUGAGUGCUCGACCACCGCAAUCGUCGACAUUGUCCUCGACGGUGUCUCAGAGACCAUAGACCAGAUGCUAGGGAACGCCUUCUGCUGGAACCGCACGGACUACGUCAGAAUUCAGGGUAACGGCCUGGUAACCGAGAGUGGAGUGGUGGGGGAGAGAAUGGAGGAGGUGUUGAGAGAGAAAGGAGUGGAGUCGUUGCCGUUCGGCGGGAAGCGGUUGCUCUCGGAGACUAACGGACAGAGAAUCGAGAACUUCGUUCAGCGGCUGGUUGCGUCCGGGAGGAGCAGCCUGCCGCCCAGUCCCUGCAAAGACACCGCCGUCAGCCCUCUAGCUAACGGUCGUUAGUUCUGUCUUUUUUAUUAUUAUUAUUUUUAUAAAAAUUUUCUCUUUUUUUAAGAGUAGGUUUUUCACUUUUUUUCUUUUUAGCCGUUAGCUUUUUCUUCCUUUUCUUUUUUAAUGUUAUAGGAAAAGACUAAACUGUGUCUUAGCUUGAUAUGAGUAAUAUAUAAUAAUAGUAACCUCUUAGU